CGAUCACCAUGAUCAUGGGUGCGACGUAAACUUUCAUACCGACUGUGAAGAUCACCACGUUAUCAAGGAAUGCUGGCGAUGAGGUGUUAAAAUCCAUGGCAUCUUCUUCCACUUACCGUCUCAUGUUGAAGCCCUCGCCGAAGACUUGCACAUCAUGCAGGGCUCGAAAAGUACGCUGUGAUGGUGUCUAUCCAACUUGCGGGUCAUGCUCGAAGGCGCGCAAGUCAGUCAAUUGCGUCUACGUCGACCCCGUUCCCACGGCAUCAAAAGGUGAUCUCCUGCAGAAAGGAGCAGCUUGUGUACCGUGCCGACGCAAGAAGAAGAAAUGCGACGCCAGCCGUCCCUUCUGCUCUACAUGUCGAAUUGCAAACAAGGAAGACGAUUGUCAGUAUGACGAUGGCGUGCAUCGGAGUAUCAAGGCUGAACUCUAUGAUCGCAUAAAGGAGCUUGAGGAUCGUUUGCGAGUCUACGAAUCCCAGGACAGGUGUGCUUCGGACUCUGGCUCUUCGUCUAGUCGGUCUAGCUCGGAAAGAGCUCUCGGAGAAUCUAUAUUACCUACCAAGGACGAAACAUCUACUACGCUAUUUAUCGAAGGAUCUACCAAUCAAUCCGUCACUGGAACAACCCUCGAUAUAAUCCCAGCAUACGCAGAUCUCCUAACAGGCGACACAUUCAGCUUGAUGGAGCCUAUACCUAGAGAGAAAGGUGGGAUGGAAGUGUUCCAUAUGUCUGAUCUCUCUCCGAUGCGCGAAAUAUUUUUUUCCCACAGAGCCCAGCUGGGAGUUUGCUUGUCAGACGAGAAGUUGUUCGCAGUCAGCCGUGGAGACCUAUCAAAUUCUGUUGUACAUCCUGUUAUGGUCCAUGUCGCCCAGCUAUGGGGCUCACUGGUACAGGAGGAAUCGUCAUAUUUCAGAAUGCUCACUGAAUCCAUGCAACUGCAAAGCGUGCUCGAUUAUCUAAAUGACUCCCGAGAAAUCCUCCCGCCUACAACAUCCUUACAAGCACACGGAAUUAUAUCUUUGUAUUAUUUCACCAAGGGUGACGUUUUCAAGGGCCGGGAAUACCUACUCAAAUCGGCCCAUCUCCUGAUGCGACAUGACCUUCAUCUAGUAAGGUCAUCACACCCAACGUUAAGCAACGAUACCAUUACUAUACCAGCUACGGAGGACGAGAUCGGGGCUAUAUUGCAAGUAUUUUACAUGGACAAGGCGGCUCAUGUCCAAUUCCGCGUUCCUUGCCUCUUUCAUCCAGAACUCGAUUCGGAGCUGUACUUGUUGUCGGAAUUCCAUGCCUCCAUGCCGAUUGAUAUCUUUGCCGUCUGUGCAAGGACGACUGCUGCAACAUAUAUUCAAGAAGUCCAACAGCUAAUUUGUCUUUGGGAUGAUGAGCAGUGCUGCUCGAUACGUUCAAGCCGAUGUUAUACGAAGUAUUGGGACCUUAUGCGAAGGAUACAGGUUCAUCUAUCUCGUGUCAAGCAGCGUAUGUUGAAUACAGGGCUCGAUGUAGAUCAUCAUUUUUCUCGAGCAUUGAAGCUGGCGGAGAUUGUCGACUUGACUGCCCUGACAGAGCUCCAUCUUUUGCUAGCGUCGACGAAUCUAGAAUCUCGCCAGGCAUGUUUUGACACAAUGGCCCAGAUGGCCAACUUCUUUGCAAACCUUGUGGAUGAAGACUACGGUCGUCUGGACCCGAUACUGACGCUAGCACUAAGGGCCUGCAUCAAAGUACUUCGGCAAGAGUUCAACAUGUCCCCAUCCCUAAUCUCUGUAGAGGUAAUCUAUGAAAUGCGCGCGGUCCUGCAGACCACAGCCAUUAAAUUGCAAAGAAAGCUACCGUUCAUAGAUGUGUCCUUUGACUUGUAAUUGACUUGUACAUCGUCUUGUGUUUAAUGUAGAUUUCUGUAAUUACCGUUACUGUUCAUUUGGAUUAUUUUUAUUCUCGAGUUAUAUCUGCGUGUUUGAAU
Guyanagaster necrorhizus is the source of this 1960-nucleotide messenger RNA. RefSeq lists its product as uncharacterized. The coding region runs from base 96 to 1859 and encodes 587 amino acids. Lineage: Eukaryota; Fungi; Basidiomycota; Agaricomycetes; Agaricales; Physalacriaceae. The transcript is spliced from 11 exons. Gene Ontology annotation, molecular function: DNA-binding transcription factor activity, RNA polymerase II-specific; zinc ion binding. Gene Ontology annotation, biological process: regulation of DNA-templated transcription. Gene Ontology annotation, cellular component: nucleus. The record is from RefSeq and is a predicted model, not a curated record.